Molecule: messenger RNA, 1179 nt
Organism: Pseudomassariella vexata
Lineage: Eukaryota; Fungi; Ascomycota; Sordariomycetes; Amphisphaeriales; Pseudomassariaceae
Exons: 6
Coding region: 1-1050 (349 amino acids)
Source: RefSeq, a predicted model, not a curated record
AUGGACGCAAACAGCCUUCCACCUGGCGUAGCGGAACAGAACCAAGGUCCUGCGGUGAUAGCGUCGAUAUCCUCCAUUCUCUUCGUAGCCACGCUGUUCGUCAUCGCGCGACUCUACAGCAAGACGCGCAUCCAGAAACAGUUGCACCUCGAAGACUAUUUGAUCGUAUUAUCUCUGCUCCUCGGCUGGACCUCAACCGCCUUCGGCAUCGUCGCCGUGCACUACGGCAACGGCCUACACCUGGCCAGCAUCCCGCCCGAAGACCGCAGCCCGGCCAUCUUCUGGACCAUCGCCAGUUUCUGCCCGGGCAUCUUUUCGUCCGGGAUCCCAAAGUUGGCUGUCGCGUCGUUGCUGUGCCGCAUUAUGUGUCCGAGUCGGCCACACCGAGUUUUGCUCUGGUCGCUGGGGAUAGUCUCCUGCAUCAGCCUCGUGGGCUGCGUCGUCUUGAUUUAUGCUCGGUGUUCGCCAGUGAGCAGGGGUUGGGAUAAGGAGGUGGCGGGGACGUGCAUGGAUAUGAGGAUUGUGGUGAAUUAUUCGAUUAUGGCUGGUGCUAUAUCCGCCUUCGUCGACUUGUACCUCGCCGUCUAUCCGACUGUGGUACUGUACCGCCUGCAAAUCAACCGGAAGAAGAAGAUUGUACUCAGCUUUGCGCUUGGCGUUGGCUUCGUCUCGGCUAUCAUGGCCACUUACAAGACGACCCGCCUCCCUUCUAUAAUGAGUGCCGACUUUACGUAUGGCACAUCCGACCUCGUCAUUUGUACAUGCAUCGAAGGCAGCACCGUAAUAAUCGCCUCCUGCAUCCCCGUCCUACGCCCGCUACUCGCCAAACUCGUCGGGCACGACGCCCCGCACCUUGUCUCACCGUCGCAGAUACAAAAACCGUGCAUCGAGACGCUGGGCGGCACGGAUGUAGAAAAGCAGGGGCAGAGACAACCGAGGGAGCUAACACUCCCAGAGAAUCUCGGUGAGGCACAGCCGACGCCGGUGGAAGGCGGGCUGAAGAGGGGGGCUAGUCGGGUUUUCUCCGAGGUGUUGGCUUCACAUGAUUAAGCUGGAGAAAAUGCGGUGAAGGGGAUGCUAGGAUGGCUUAGUGAAGUCAUGUUUGAAGCAAUCCGAGGAAAUCAACACUGCGGUUACAAGUCUGCCAAUAUCUGCGGAAAUUCAGCACGUCAGACGGAA